AGGGCCGCCCCGCGCCCCGCGCCGACCCCGCUGCCCCGGCGCCCGCCCGCGCCGAGCUCACUGCGCUCCCGCCCGGAGCUCGGUUCCCGGCUUUCCGCGCCUGCACCUCUGGCGUCUCUCUUUCGGUGUCUCUCCCCCUCUCUCUGCAUCUCCCUGUCUCUGCUCGCCCCCGUCUCUGUCUCCUUGGCUGUCUCUCUGGGUCUCUCCCUGGCACGGUGUCUCGGAGACUCGGUCUCCGCGUCCCCUUAGUCUCCGUCUUCCCGGGUCUCCGGGCGUCUCCCCCCGCCCGCCCCCUGCCCCGGUGCCCCCUCCCCAGGACGCCGCGGGGGCCAUGGCUGCGGGAUCCGAACUUUAAGCACUUCUCGCCGGACCGGAGCCGAUGCGCAAACCCCAGAAAAGCCGGCGCCGCCAUGGACUGUAGCUGUGUCUCCGACCUUCUCUUCGCCCCGCCCGCCUUGCCGGCUCUCUGGACCCCCGGGUUUGCCUUCCCGGACUGGGCCUACAAGCCGGAGUCGUCCCCUGGCUCGAGGCAGAUCCAGCUGUGGCACUUUAUCCUGGAGCUGCUGCAGAAGGAGGAGUACCAGGGCGUCAUUGCCUGGCAGGGGGACUACGGGGAAUUCGUCAUCAAGGACCCCGACGAGGUGGCCCGGCUCUGGGGCAUCCGCAAGUGCAAGCCCCACAUGAAUUACGACAAGCUGAGCCGGGCCCUGCGUUACUACUACAACAAACGGAUUCUCCACAAGACCAAAGGGAAGAGGUUCACCUACAAGUUCAACUUUAGCAAAGUCGUGCUUGUCAAUUACCCGCUGCUGGAUGUGGCGGCAGCUGCCACUGGCUCCCCAUUCUUGCUGACCCCCAGUCCUUUUGGGGGGGCCCCUGGGCCAGAUGCUCCUCCCCUCACCCCUGAGACCCUGCAGACCCUGUUCUCUGCCCCACGCCUGGGAGAGCCGGGGGCCCGGACACCCCUGUUCUCCCCUGAGACGGACAAACUGCGUCUGGACAGUCCUUUCCCAUUCCUGGGCUCUGGUGCCACCGGCUACUCCAAGCCCCCUGGCCUGCUGGGUCCUUACGGCCGCGCCUUCCCUGAGUACCCCUGGAACUUUAACCCAUACCUCACGGGCCCCUUCCCCAAGCUGCCCCCUUCUCUGUACCCUCCGCACUUCUACCCCAACCCCUUGGCCAGCUCCUUGGGCCACCUGCCCUCUGCAGGGGCAGGGGGAGGCCCCACAGCCGCACCCCUGCUUGCUGCGACAGGGGAGGGCCUGGGCCCUGAGCGACCCUCAGGCCUGGCAGCGGCCCCCCGGCUGGCGCUGCCUGGGGCUGGGGGUUCUGAGGCCGCGCUGGGUGGGAAGGAGGACAGCGACUCGGAGCUGGAGAUCACCGACGUCAGCGGCUGCAGCUCUGACAGUGAGGGCGAUGAGGGCCUCCCCGUGCCCCCCAAGGCCAAGGCGGGCAAAGGGGGGACCGGCAGCUGAGCAGGCGUGGGCUGACGGAUUCUACAGAGGCGGGGCCCAGGGCAGCCACCCAUCUGCCCUCGAUGUGCUGUCCAAGGCCCAGGACCACCCUUGGCACCCUCCCAGGGCCGGGCCCGUUGCUGCCCUCGGCUCCUUCUUCCCCAGCCCCAGAGUGGGGGUCCACCUCCCCCUCCACAGCAGGGGGAGCGAACGUGAUGGCCUCCAGCCUCCUCCCUAGGCUCCUGUUGGAGGGGGUCCCCACCUGGCCCCACUCCCAAAGUGCAAUAUGGCGCCCAGCCUCCCCCACCCGCCCCUGUGCUGUGACCUGUGUGUUUGUGUGGCCGUGUCUCUAACCCCCCGUGCCGGCCCCAGUCCUGACACCCUCCCACACAGGCUCCCCUGGGGACAGGGAGCUCAGAGCAAUAACCCCGCCCCCAGCCCCCACCCAGGAGGGGCCCCCUCCCCACCAGCCCCCCACGACCCUCACAGCCACCUCCAGAGUUUACUACAAAAAUAAAAGAACACAGUGAGA
This is a messenger RNA of Lemur catta (Ring-tailed lemur), 1986 nucleotides long. RefSeq names its product ETS repressor factor like (gene ERFL). Gene Ontology annotation, biological process: regulation of transcription by RNA polymerase II; cell differentiation. Gene Ontology annotation, molecular function: sequence-specific DNA binding; DNA-binding transcription factor activity, RNA polymerase II-specific. Gene Ontology annotation, cellular component: nucleus. Bases 411 to 1475 code for a protein of 354 amino acids. The transcript has 6 exons. The record is from RefSeq and is a predicted model, not a curated record. Lineage: Eukaryota; Metazoa; Chordata; Mammalia; Primates; Lemuridae.